Molecule: messenger RNA, 306 nt
Organism: Lottia gigantea (owl limpet)
Lineage: Eukaryota; Metazoa; Mollusca; Gastropoda; Lottiidae
Exons: 3
Coding region: 1-306 (101 amino acids)
Source: RefSeq, a predicted model, not a curated record
AUGGCGAACGAAGGAUUUACUGUCCCAAGUCAAUUUGGAGAUGGAUCCAAUACUCCUAAAGCCGCAGUACUGAUUAUUAUUGGAGAACCGUCAUCCGAAGAACACAGGGAUUUGAUUUUGGCUGAAUUAACGAAAGAUUGGAUGUGUCGAGUUAAAAAGGAAAUUGAAAGUACUGGAGUAGAGGAACCGGCUGAGUUAUUUAUUUAUUUAUUCAUUUGGUGUACUAUUGACAAAGCUGUAGAUUUUCUAUAUUGGUCAGAGUUUCUGGCUGGAGCUCCCAAAUAUCUGAUUGGAUUUGAGAAAUAG